UGGCGAUUCGAAGCCACAUGAGUGACACGUGGCGUGCCCGGCCCAAAGAACCUGUACAGCUCAAACGCCCAACCGCGCCAACCCGCGCGACGCAGCGCAGCAGACCUCGGCCGGCAUGGACGCGGACAAGGCUGCUUCCCUUCAGUCGACUUUACGUCAGGCACGUUUUGCCGAGGGCGAGGCCGAGCGCGAGCCGGCCGGGUGGCCCUCGGCGGCCAAGGCGCCGGGGCCACGGUUCCGGAAGCUGAGCACCGGCGCCACGGAGCUGCCUGACGACGACGAGGAGCGGGAGGAGCUGAGUCCGGCGGCCACGGACUCGGAUGAAGAUGAGUGCCCGACUCAACCGCCCUCCAGGGGUCAUCCGGACGUCGGCGCCAACGGCCUGAGGUUUGAACCGCAGAAGGUGGUGCCGACGCCGGGAUCACAGUCCCAUGGCACGGGGCGCUGCAAGCCAUGCUUGUGGUUCUGGAAACCUCAAGGAUGUCAGAAAGGCAACCGCUGUUCGUACUGCCACCUGUGCCCUCCCAAUGAGUUCACCGUCCGCAAGAAGCUCACCCGCCGGAGCAGCCGCAAGGAAACGACCGCUUUGGACAUGAUCGUGAGGCCACCACCUGGACUAGAGGAGACUGUGCCGGAGCUUUCCAUCGGCCAGGUCUUGCACCUCUCCGGCCGCUGCCGGCCUUGCGGCGCCUUCUUCAGGGGCAAAUGCACCCGUGGGGAGGAGUGCUUCCACUGCCACCUGUGCCUCUCAGAUGAGGCACGCCGCACCCAGGCGCGAGAAGAACUCGAGGGCCCAACCAUCAGCAGCUUGGCAUGGAUCUACCCGACGGGAGGCAUGGAGCGGUCUACCCGAGGGUGGAAUGGGUGACGCAUGAAAGCAACUUCUCUUGGGGAGGUCUACUCAUUGUUCUUCUCUUGGAUGGGAUGCGUGAUUGUGGGCGGCGUUUGCCCAUGUUUUCAGAGCCUCCAUCAUGGAUAUGAAGUGACUGCAUUGAGACUUCGGCCUGAGUCAAAUGAUUGCACACCUAUUAUAUACCGUAUUUGUAUCUACACAUAGAUUGCCGCCGUGUGCAGCACAGCCUUCAGCAAUUCCCACCCAAAUGCAUCAAAAAGGAUCCUUAACAAGUACAAGAGUGAAGCACAGUAUAUAGUAAACCUCUCCAAGAGCGAACCUUUUUCAAGUCAUUUGGCAACUCUAGCUGAACAAGCAGCAACGGAGCGUCCCCCCAGCGGCCUCCCGUCCCCCCUGCACCGAGGGAGCAUGCAAGUCGAAGCCGGGCGGAGCGUCGGGUUCAAAGCCAACCAUGCGCAAGACAUUUCUGCCUUUUCUUCCUUUUCAUUCAUUAAUUCAUAAAGCCAGCCAAAAGGGACGCCCGCUGCUCACGCCUUUCAGCAUGCCCAGGCCUGCCCACGCUCAUGCUCUAGGCAACGAUUGGCAAAUGCCUGGGCAUGAAAUGGCUCCAGGGGUACAUGGAAGGGUCAAUACUGCAGUUCUACAGACGGUAUAGAAGUAGAUGGUGGGGGGAGAUAUAUAAUGGGUCAUCCGG
Durusdinium trenchii is the source of this 1547-nucleotide messenger RNA. The record is from the annotation of a GenBank genome assembly. NCBI's taxonomy places the organism in Eukaryota, Dinophyceae, Suessiales, Symbiodiniaceae.